This is a messenger RNA of Oreochromis aureus, 2087 nucleotides long. Its product is annotated as programmed cell death 1 ligand 1-like. The record is from RefSeq and is a predicted model, not a curated record. Gene Ontology annotation, biological process: positive regulation of T cell proliferation; cellular response to lipopolysaccharide; T cell costimulation. Gene Ontology annotation, cellular component: external side of plasma membrane. Bases 211 to 744 code for a protein of 177 amino acids. The transcript has 4 exons. NCBI's taxonomy places the organism in Eukaryota, Metazoa, Chordata, Actinopteri, Cichliformes, Cichlidae.
UGUCAUGUAACCAGAGAGAGAAAGGGAGACCAAACAUGGAGUUAGGGACAGAGGGAGGGGGAAAAGUUUUAUUCAGGGGGCUCGGGCUCAACUUUCCUAUUAGGACAAAAAAUAGUGAAAGUUGAUCUUAAAUUCUUAUUUUGUUAUUUAAUGAGGAGCACAAACCUUUAUUUCAAGCUUCUGUGAGAAGACAUACAACUGAAUGAGAAGAUGAUCUGCAGGAUCCUUCUCAGCCUCAGCUCCUGUGUCUUUGGAUCAUUUGUAGUGAAUGUGACUCAGACCUCCUAUCAGGCAGAGGAGAACCACAACAUCACACUGGAGUGGACGUUCACAGUAGAAACAGGCAGAUCCCCCACAUAUCUAAUAAUCUACUGUGAACUGAGUGAACAGAGUAUCUCAGUCCUGGAUUAUGUCCGUGAUGGUGCUGAAGUCUCAGAGUCUCAGGAUGAAAAGUUUUCAGGACGAGUUCAGAGUGACAGAGACGCCCUCAGAGAAGGACGAAUCAGACUCCAGCUGUGCAGACUCAGGACUGAGGACUCGGGUCAAUACAGAUGUCAAGUAAACACAGAUUAUGGCUUCAGCUCUGCGAGCUGCAGACUCAACGUCACUGCAGCUGCUGAUCAGAGAUCAACUUCACCACCACAAGAAGAGAGAGAGGACUGGAAGAAUAUUCUAAUUGUCCUGACAGCAGCAGCAUUAGUAUUAGCUCUCUUAUGUUGUGCCCUUUACUUUGGGUCAUGCUGAGAAAGAAACAAAAGAGACCAAACUUCUAUGCAUUUCUAAAACUUCAUAAACUCUUAGGGACAGAGUCUGAAAACCAGCAUACUUCCUGCCUUUGACAUCUGCUUUAAGUACAUGAAGUUUCUUGUUGAUAUGAACUGUGUAAAUGGCUCUUAUAGAGCCCCUUUCUACUCUACUUGAGCACUCAAAGUACCUUAUACAGCAUUCUUCAUUCCCCCAUUCACAUUCAUGAAAACACUUUGUUCUGUCUCUAAGUGUUUUCUAGUUAACAUUCAUACACCGAUGAACGCAUAAGGAGCAACUCAGGGUUCAGUAUGUUGCUCAAAGAUGAAGCCUGUGGCAGCCAGGAAUCGAAUCAUCAACCUUCCAAUUAGUAAACGAGCUGCUCUGUCUCCAAUAGUUGUCAUAAACGAUGUUCAUAAUAAUUUGAAACUGAGAUUACUGCAGUAAUCCUUCAUGUCAGUGUCAAUGAUGCUUCUGGUGUGGUCACUGCUUCUGUGGACUUCUCUCCUCCUGCUGCUUUAUUCAAAGUUACAUCCACCAGCUUCAUCUGAGUGCUGACUGCACCACCCUGAACACCAAAGAUUCAAUGUUGAGUGUUGAGUGGGAACUUUGUGUGGAACUAUUAACAAGUUGUUGAGUCAGUGAUGUCUGUUUAUUCCAUCCAUGCUUUCCUUUUUUCCCACUUAUCCAAUUCAGGAAUGCGGGAGACUGGAACAAUCACCAGUUAACCUCACUGUAUGUGUUUGGACUGUGGGAUGUAGUUGGAGUACUGACGGAGAACCCACACAGACAUGGAGAACAUGCAAACUCUACACAGAAAGGCAAACCACUGCACCAUCGUUCUCUCACCAGCUGAUUUUCUGACUUCUGAUGGGCUUUUUUAAAAAUACUUGAUGUCCAAAUGUUUCUGUUUAUCUUUUACUUGUAUAUAUAAGUCUCUAUUUAUGCGUCAGAUGCCAUUUUGGCUUUGACCUUUUUUUUAAUGUAAUAGAAGGAUUUAUAACAAUACUCUAUAUUUUGUGUUAUAUCUUUUAUUUAUGUCAUUAUAAAAUGUUCCGCUAAUGUUAACUAUGCUAUGUGCUAUCAGGAACUUGAUGAACCUUUUAUUUUUUUAUUGAAUAAAGCAUUACAAUAAACUGUUCAGUUUUUUUUUAUUUUAGAUUUUAUUUUUACUAAUUAAACUGAAUGAUGUGAACACUUUUGAAUGUUUUAUCUGAUUUUGAAUGAAAGAUUCAAACAAAAAAUAUUUCCAUCUGAUCAUUUAUCUCCUCGCUGUAAUGCUGCUGUGUCUUCACAGCAGAUAAAGAAAGAUGCUGCGUGUAGAGUUUUGAACAGCAAAUAAA